AUGGAAACCAGGAGCCUGCCGAAAAUCACCGCACUAUGGGCUGUUAAUAUCAUCACUUGGAAACCUACUGACGAGGAAUUCGACGAUGCAUUAUCUACCAUCUCGGCGUACGAGAAGGAACGAAUUUGUCGAUUGAGAAUCAAGGAACAGGCAAAGGCGUCAUUGAUUGGGAGAUUGCUCUUGCUUUAUCUUUUUAACAACAUAUACAACAUUCAAUGGGAGGCUAUAAAAUUUGAAAGAACCAAAGCGAAUAAACCGAUACUGGCAAGUGUUUCUCCAGACCUUGGCGUUCAGGCAGACUUUAAUGUUUCUCAUCAUGGUGAUUGGGUUGUCCUUGUAGCUUCGGAAAAUUGUAGAGUCGGCGUAGACGUAAUGAAGAUAGAAGAACCGUACGGCGAGAAUAUAGAAACAUUUCUAGAAAGUCUUCAAGAUCAGUUCUCAAAGACUGAAUGGGACGUAAUUUCUGCUCCAAAUUACCCAAUGUUAAAGCUACACCGUUUUUACAGAUAUUGGUGCUUGAAAGAAAGUUACAUUAAGGCUAUAGGGGUUGGCUUGGCUAUAAGUUUAAAGACACUUGACUUUCACAUUGAUAAAAAUGAAGGACAUGAGUAUGGGGCAUGUAACCACGUAAAAACAAAAACGCAGCUUUUCGUUCGUGGCACUUUCAUGGCAGAAUGGCAUUUUCGAGAAUUAUAUCUGGAUGAAUCACACUGUAUUGCUGUAGCCUAUGAAACGGACAACGACUGUAUAAAUCAUGGAGAAUUUGAUUCUGUUACAAUUUUUAAUAUAAAAGAUGUAUUAAAAAAAGCG
This is a messenger RNA of Paraglomus brasilianum, 810 nucleotides long. The record is from the annotation of a GenBank genome assembly. Lineage: Eukaryota; Fungi; Glomeromycota; Glomeromycetes; Paraglomerales; Paraglomeraceae.